GUCAUCGAGAAGGCCCACAACAACGAGCUGGAGCCCACCCCGGGGAACACCCUGCGGCAGACCUUCGAGAACCAAGUGAACCGCAUCCUCAACGAUGCCCGCGACAAGACGGGUUCCUCCGCCCAAAAGUCCCUUUCCGAAUACAACAACUUCAAGUCCAUGGUGGUGUCGGGUGCCAAAGGCUCCAAGAUCAACAUCUCCCAGGUGAUCGCGGUGGUGGGACAGCAGAACGUGGAGGGCAAGCGGAUCCCCUUCGGCUUCAAGCACCGCACCUUGCCCCACUUCAUCAAAGACGAUUACGGUCCCGAAAGCCGGGGCUUCGUGGAGAAUUCCUACCUGGCCGGUCUCACCCCCACCGAGUUCUUCUUCCACGCCAUGGGUGGGCGUGAGGGUCUCAUCGACACCGCGGUCAAGACGGCCGAGACCGGGUACAUCCAACGACGGUUGAUCAAGUCGAUGGAGUCGGUGAUGGUGAAGUACGACGCGACGGUCCGUAACUCCAUCAACCAAGUGGUGCAGCUGCGCUACGGGGAGGACGGGCUGGCGGGCGAAAGCGUCGAAUUCCAGAACCUGGCCACCCUCAAACCCUCCAACAAGGCCUUCGAGAAGAAGUUCAAGUUCGACUACACCAACGAGCGGGCGCUGCGGCGGACGCUGCAGGAGGAGCUGGUCAAGGACAUCCUCUCCAACGCCCACAUCCAAAACGAGCUCGAACGCGAGUUCGAGAAGAUGCGGGAGGACCGCGAGGUCCUGCGGGUCAUCUUCCCCACCGGCGACAGCAAGGUCGUGCUCCCCUGUAACCUCCUGCGGAUGAUCUGGAACGCCCAGAAGAUUUUCCACAUCAAUUCCCGUCUCCCCUCCGAUCUGCACCCCGUCAAGGUGGUGGAGGGGGUGAAGGAGCUGAGCCGCAAGCUGGUGAUCGUGAAUGGGGACGACCCGCUGAGCCGGCAGGCGCAGGAGAACGCCACCCUGCUCUUCAACAUCCACCUCCGCUCCACCCUCUGCAGCCGGCGCAUGGUGGAGGAAUUUCGGCUCAGCGGGGAGGCCUUCGACUGGCUGCUGGGGGAGAUCGAGUCCAAGUUCAACCAGGCCAUCGUGAGUUUUGGGGACGACCUCAACUGCAUCUUCAACGAUGACAAUGCGGAGAAGCUGGUGCUGCGGAUCCGCAUCAUGAACAGCGAUGAGAACAAGAUGCAGGAGGAGGAGGAAGUGGUGGACAAGAUGGAUGACGACGUUUUCUUGCGCUGCAUCGAGUCCAACAUGCUGACGGACAUGACGCUGCAGGGCAUCGAGCAGAUCAGCAAG
This is a messenger RNA of Nipponia nippon (crested ibis), 1305 nucleotides long. The record is from RefSeq and is a predicted model, not a curated record. Lineage: Eukaryota; Metazoa; Chordata; Aves; Pelecaniformes; Threskiornithidae.